CGCACUGCCGUAGUUGUCUUCCCUUACUCAAGAUUUACCUCCCUUUUCUGCCAGCAUUAUUCCUUUCACCCUUUGUAGCGGACUGUUGCUUAGUGUCGUCUUUGACCAUGGCUCCUCUCAAACUCAAUAUCGACUCACAAAAUGCUGCUGUCGCCAGUCUGUUGGUUCUUGAAAACUUCAAGUCAGCAUCCAAAUUCUCUUGUGAUAUUAAAUACAAAAAUAUCAAUUCCAUUGAAAUAGACAGUAAUACAACUCUUGAAGGAGAUGCAUCAAUGUGUCGGUAUUUGGUUCGUUCAAAUUCAAGUCCUUUAUAUGGCUCUUCUUUGCUUGAAGCAACUGAGAUUGAUUUUUGGAUUGAUUUUGCUCAGACCCAGUUCUCUGAUGCUUCAUUUGAUAAAGAUGUUUAUCACCUAGAUAAAGUUCUGGGACCAAUUACAUAUUUAGUUGGACACCAGCUGACUUUGGCAGAUAUUUUUAUAUGGAAACAACUCCACUUCAGUAAAAGAUGGCAGCAAAUGACCCAGAAAGCAAAUGUACCCCAAAAUACUCUGCGUUUCUAUAACUUCUUAACUUCACAAGAAGCUUUUCAAUCAGUUCUCAGUAAUCCUUCUCUUAAACUCGACACUCUAAAAGAAGGCCGAAAAGAAGAAGGCAAAUUUGUUGACUUGCCAAAUGCUAAAAAAGGAGAAGUAGUAGUAAGAUUCCCUCCAGAAGCAAGUGGUUAUCUUCAUGUUGGCCAUGCAAAAGCUGCUUUGUUAAAUCAAUAUUAUCAAAAAUUGUUUGAAGGGCGUUUGAUUUUGAGAUUUGAUGACACAAACCCUGCCAAGGAAAGUGAUGUAUUUGAGCAGGUAAUUCUCAAAGAUGUCGAACUACUUGGCAUUAAGUAUGAUGUUCUAAGCUAUACAUCUGACCAUUUUGAUGUCCUGCUUGAUCUUUGUUUGAAACUAAUCAAAGAAGGUCAUGCCUAUGUUGACGAUACCAAUCCUGACGUUAUGAAACAAGAAAGAGAAGAAAAGAAAGAAUCAGCACGAAGAAAUCAAAGCACAGCUGAAAACUUGAAAAUGUGGGAAGAAAUGAAAUCAGGUACAGAAUUUGGAACAAAAUGUUGUGUUCGUGCUAAGAUUGACAUGAAUUCUGCUAACGGUUGUAUGCGUGAUCCAACACUUUACCGUUGUAAACCAGAGAUUCACAUCAGAACAGGUGACAAAUACAAAGUGUACCCAACUUAUGACUUUGCUUGUCCUAUUGUGGACAGUAUAGAGGGUGUGACCCAUGCUCUUCGUACAACUGAAUAUCACGACAGAGAUGAGCAGUAUUUCUGGAUUCUGAAAAAGCUUGGUUUACGUGAACCUUAUCUCUAUGAGUACAGCCGAUUGAAUCUACAAAACACUGUUUUGUCCAAGCGAAAACUCACUUGGUUUGUGAACGAAAAACAUGUUGAUGGUUGGGAUGAUCCUCGUUUCCCUACUGUCCGUGGUAUAUUAAGAAGAGGAAUGACUAUUGAAGGCUUAAAACAGUUUAUAAUCGCUCAAGGUUCUUCAAAAUCAAUAGUCAUGAUGGAAUGGGAUAAAAUAUGGGCAAUCAACAAAAAGGUUAUUGAUCCAAUUGUCCCAAGAUAUACUGCUCUGACUAAAGACGGAGCUGUUUCUGUUACUGUUAAAGAUGCAACCCCUUCAUCAAAAGAAGUAGCAAAGCAUCCCAAGAAUGAUUCUGUUGGAACAAAGCUUGUAUGUUAUGGACCUAAUAUUAUUAUUGAGAAAGAAGAUGCUGAGUCCUUGAAAGAAGGAGAAAUUGCAACAUUCAUCAACUGGGGAAAUCUAAAAAUUGAAUCAAUUAAAAAGAAUGCUGCCGGUGCUGUAUCUAAUAUUGUUGCCAGCUUGGAUUUAGAAAACACUGAUUAUAAAAAAACACAAAAACUCACCUGGUUACUUGAUUCUGAGGGGUGUCAUUUAGUGCCUACAGUUGCAGUUACCUUUGACCAUAUCAUCUCAAAACCAUUGCUGGGCAAAGAUGAAGAUUUUAAACAAUUUGUAAACUACAAUUCUAAGGUAACUAAUUUAAUUUUGGUUUCAGUUAUAAAAACUACAUUUUUUCGUUUCUCUGGUUUAGAAAGUCCAUGUGUCCUUUUCUAUAUUCCUGAUGGUCAUCAGAAAGAAAAGUCAAAAUCUGGAGUCUGCGAUAAACAAGAACAACCUCGUCAAGAAAUUAGUGCUAAAGAAAAAGCACAAAGUAAGAAAGGAAAAUCAGCUGAAAAAUCUCCACAAGAAGAAUUCCCCCAAGUGUUUUCUAAAGAAGCAUUGGAUGUGGAUGCUCAAAUCCAACAACAAGGUGCUAUUGUUCGUAAACUUAAAGAAAAUAAAGCUGCCAAGCCUGAAAUUGAUGCAGCUGUGAAAAUUCUCUUAGGUUACAAGAGUCAGUUUAAGGCUGUGAGUGGGUUUGAUUGGAAACCAGGAUGUACAAAAUCCUUUGAAGGAAAAGGUGAUGCAGCACAACCAUCAUCUAAUCCAGUUUCUAAUCAAAAUGCAUCAGACUUAAAUAAACGUAUCCAAGACCAAGGAAAUAAGGUCCGCCAGUUGAAGUCUUGUAAAGCACCAAAGGAAGAAAUAACUGCUCAAGUAAAUAUAUUAUUAUCUUUGAAAGCUGAAUAUAAAACUCUAACCGGAACUGAAUGGAAAGCUGAAGUAUCACCUGUAAAUGGUGAUAAAGACAAACCUGCUGCUACCAUCACUGAUCCAGCCGUUGCUGAAAUAAAUCAAAAGAUUACAGAACAGGGGAAUAAAGUGAGACAACUUAAAACCGAUAAAGCACCAAAGGAACAGGUAGAUGCAGAAGUCAAGAUCUUGCUCUCACUAAAAGCUGAUUACAAGAGUAAGAGUGGCCAAGACUGGAAACCUCCCAAAGAAACUAAAGAGAAACAAUCAGCCCCCAAGAAAGAGAAAGCCACUGUGAAUAAAAGCAAUGAAGAACAUUCUGGAAAAGAGAUGAAGAAAAUAACCAGGCUUGGACUUGAAGCCAAGAAAGAAGAAUCACUUUCUGAUUGGUAUUCUCAGGUGAUCACAAAAGCCGAACUGAUUGAAUAUUAUGAUGUCAGUGGUUGUUACAUCUUACGUCCAUGGGCAUACAGCAUCUGGGAAGCCAUUCAUGAUUUCUUCGAUAAAGAGAUUAAGAAAUUAGGGGUGGAAAAUGCAUAUUUCCCCCUCUUUGUAUCUGCUCAAGCUCUACAAACUGAAAAAACACAUAUUGGAGAUUUUGCUCCUGAGGUCGCUUGGGUAACAAAGUCCGGACAAAGUGAACUCGUUGAGCCUGUUGCCAUUCGACCAACCAGUGAGACUGUCAUGUACCCGUCAUACAGGAAAUGGGUUAAAUCUCACAGAGAUUUACCGAUACGGAUUAACCAAUGGUGCAAUGUUGUGCGCUGGGAAUUCAAACAUCCGCAACCUUUUCUUCGCACAAGAGAAUUCCUCUGGCAAGAAGGGCACUCAGCAUUUGCUACUAUUGAAGAAGCACAGGAAGAAGUGAUGACAAUCCUAGGUUUAUAUUCCCGUGUUUACACAGAUUUAUUGGCCAUCCCUGUUAUUGCUGGUAAAAAGACCGAGAAAGAAAAAUUUGCUGGAGGAGAUUAUACAACAACAGUUGAAUGUUACAUUUCUGCCAGUGGUCGAGCCAUUCAGGGAGCAACUUCGCAUCAUUUAGGACAGAACUUUUCAAAAAUGUUUGAAAUUCAGUUUGAGCAUCCUGAGACUCAAGAAAAACAGUAUGUUUACCAGAAUUCUUGGGGUUUAACUACGCGAACCAUUGGAGUGAUGUGCAUGGUUCAUGGAGACAAUAUUGGUUUGGUACUUCCACCAAGAGUAGCAUCUGUACAGGUUGUGAUUGUUCCAUGUGGAAUAACAGCUACUUUAGAUGCUGAAAGCCGAUCCAAACUCUUAAAAAUGUGUGAAAAUAUAAACGCAACUUUGAGACAGAAUGACAUUCGUUCAAAAGCUGAUAUACGAGACAAUUACUCCCCUGGCUGGAAGUUUAACCAUUGGGAACUUAAGGGUGUCCCAAUACGUAUUGAGAUUGGUCCUCGUGAUAUGAAACAAAACCAAUUUGUUGCUGUCAGAAGAGAUACUGGUGAAAAGGUUGAGAUGGCCAAUGAUAACAUUAGCAAGAAAAUCCAAGAAUUACUAAAUAAAAUUCAAGACAAUUUAUAUGCUAACGCCAAGAAAGAACGUGAUGAACAUCUCUGUAUCUCAUAUAACUGGAAUGAUUUUUGUAACUCCCUUGAUCAGAAGAAACUUAUCCAAUCUCCAUUUUGCGGAGGAGUAAGUUGUGAAGACAAAAUAAAGAAGGACAGUGCAAGAGAUGUAGUUGUUGAAGAAGGAGCUCCUGCGAUGGGAGCCAAAGGAUUAUGUAUUCCAUUUCAACAGCCCGCUGAACUUAAGCCUGGUACUUUGUGCAUCCACCCCGAUUGCAAAAAGAAUGCAAAAUAUUUUACUUUGUUUGGCCGCAGUUAUUAAAACCCUGUCAAACUAUUUUUCUAUAACUAUCAACUAAAAACAAAAAUAAUCUAUAUUUA
Octopus sinensis (East Asian common octopus) is the source of this 4561-nucleotide messenger RNA. RefSeq names its product bifunctional glutamate/proline--tRNA ligase. Gene Ontology annotation, molecular function: ATP binding; glutamate-tRNA ligase activity; proline-tRNA ligase activity. The transcript has 32 exons. The record is from RefSeq and is a predicted model, not a curated record. Bases 108 to 4502 code for a protein of 1464 amino acids. Lineage: Eukaryota; Metazoa; Mollusca; Cephalopoda; Octopoda; Octopodidae. Gene Ontology annotation, cellular component: cytoplasm; aminoacyl-tRNA synthetase multienzyme complex. Gene Ontology annotation, biological process: translation; glutamyl-tRNA aminoacylation; prolyl-tRNA aminoacylation.